Messenger RNA from Aspergillus nidulans FGSC A4, 1500 nucleotides. Its product is annotated as putative mannan endo-1,6-alpha-mannosidase dfgC. Gene Ontology annotation, cellular component: endomembrane system. The coding region runs from base 106 to 1500 and encodes 464 amino acids. Lineage: Eukaryota; Fungi; Ascomycota; Eurotiomycetes; Eurotiales; Aspergillaceae. The record is from RefSeq and is a predicted model, not a curated record. The transcript is spliced from 3 exons. Gene Ontology annotation, biological process: carbohydrate catabolic process; carbohydrate metabolic process. Gene Ontology annotation, molecular function: mannan endo-1,6-alpha-mannosidase activity.
CUGCAUUGGUGCUCUUCCCGACUGUCCGUUUAUCUCCAGACAGACUCCGGACUCUAAGCUACAUAUUGUACUAUACUAGAACUUGCAGGGUGCCGCCACCACACAAUGCGCUGGGGCUCUUUGCUGUCCCUGGGUGGGGCCGCCUUGCUGCUGCAAGGCCAGCUCCAGCACGUCCUAGCGGAUAUCCCUAUCGAGGUGACUUCCAAAGACUCCCUCAAGGAGGCCGGCAAGACCAUCACUGGGCCCAUGUGGGAAUACUACCUUGCCAACCAGACCGAGGGGAUUCCCGGCAAACUGACCGAUACCUGGUAUGUCGCGGGAGCGAUGUUCAUGACUAUGAUCCAGUUCUGGCAUGUCUCUGGGUAUAACGAGCACAACUCGGUCGUCUCGCAUGACCUGAUGUUCCAGGCGGGCCGGAACUACGACUACUUUGACUCGAAUUACAGUCAGUGGCUGGGUAACGAUGACCAAAUGUUCUGGGGCCUUGCUACCAUCACGGCCUCAGAAACCGGCUUCCCUGAAGUCAGCAACAAGCCCACCUGGACUUCGCUAGCGCGCGCCGUCUUCAACAUGCAGGCCAAUCGAUGGGACGAGCGUGCGUGCGACGGUGGCAUCACCUGGCAGAUUCAUCCCUGGCAAGCAGGGUAUACGCUCCGCAACUCGAUCUCCAAUGGCGGGCUGUUUCAGCUGGCCGCCCGAUUGGGUCGGUUCACGAACAACCAGACAUACUUUGACUGGGCAGAGAAGAUCUGGGACUGGGCCGCAGCCAGUCCGCUGAUUGACACGAAUACGUGGUUCGUCGCCGACUCAACCUCCGGCUCCAACGACUGCGUGGAUGCGGACCGCAUGCAGUGGAGCUACAACUACGGGACGUUCAUUGCAGGCGCAGCAUAUAUGUACAAUGCUACAAAAGAUGUGAAGUGGCGCAACCGCACUGAGGGCCUCGUCGACCAUGUUUUUAAGCAUUUCUUCCCAACCAAGUACACCACCGCGAUUGGCCCGGGCACGAUCUUCUCCGACGUGGCCUGCGAGCCGCUGCAGACGUGCGAUAGGAAUAUGCUGAAUUUCAAAGGGUGGAGCUCGAUGUGGUUGGCCAUGGCUGCCAUUAUGGUGCCUGAGCUCCGUGAGAAGAUCACGCCGAAGCUGCAAGGGUCCGCGCUGGCGAUCGGGCGCUCCUGUGACGGAUCAUCGGAAGGGAAGAGCAACCUCUGUGGCUCACGCUGGUACCAGGAAACAUGGGACGGGAUCCAGGGGCUGGAGGUGCAGCAGGCGGCGCUGGGCGGGAUCACCGCGAACCUCAUGCUGUUGACUGACGUGGUGGCCAAGACUAUCGAUACGAACCCCGGUGCGAAGGAGCAGUUUUUGGACACAUAUAACGAUGACACGCCCGAUGCGCUGCCGCAUAUCACGACCGGAGACCGGGUGGGCAGUUGGAUUUUGACCGUUCUUUGGGGGAGUGGCAUUGUAGCGGCCGGAUGGUGGCUGGUGAAGCAACAGUGA